Molecule: messenger RNA, 1569 nt
Organism: Monomorium pharaonis (pharaoh ant)
Lineage: Eukaryota; Metazoa; Arthropoda; Insecta; Hymenoptera; Formicidae
Product: 18S rRNA aminocarboxypropyltransferase
Exons: 4
Coding region: 221-1009 (262 amino acids)
Biological process (GO): maturation of SSU-rRNA
Molecular function (GO): rRNA small subunit aminocarboxypropyltransferase activity
Source: RefSeq, a predicted model, not a curated record
GAGGAACAUCUAAUUUGUUUUUUAUAGCUACGCAAUACUGAACUAGUUCAAUAAGUUAUUUCUAACUGAUUUCAAACGUUUCUUUCGGCCUCCAUUUUUAAAUUGCAUUUUUUAUAAAUAGCACAUGCGCUAUUUAUAGGUUAUGUUACAUGCUCAUGUGAAGAAAUAACAUUUGGAAUAACGUGCCCCGGUGUGAACAUUACUCUUGACGAACAAAAAGAUGUCGGGACGCAAGAAAAAGAACAAGAACAAAUUGUUGGAGAAGCGGCCUCGGCAUGUCCUCGGCAAAGAGCAAAAGUAUUAUCGGGAGACAGGCGAGGAAUCCGCUGAAGACGACAAGGCAGAAGAUGCCGAACAAUCAUUGGUCCAGUUUCCUGUGGCUAUGUGGGACAUGGAGCACUGCGAUCCCAAAAAGUGCUCCGGCAGAAAGCUUGUGAGACACGGCUUGAUAAAGAUCCUACGGCUGGGCGCUCGAUUCCCAGGCUUGUGUCUUACUCCAGUUGGUGAUAAGUGCGUGAGCCCAACGGAUUGCGAGAUCGUACGGGAGUACGGUUGCGCGGUCGUAGAUUGCAGUUGGGCACGCUUGGACGAUACUCCAUUCAACAGGAUGAGGACGCCUCACCCUCGCCUACUGCCAUUCUUGGUCGCCGCUAAUCCGAUAAAUUAUGGAAAACCCUGUCAGCUGAGCUGUGUCGAGGCGAUAGCGGCUACUUUGAUUAUCACAGGUUUUCCGGACGUGGCCAAGCUUUACCUCGAAAAGUUUUCUUGGGGACACUCAUUCCUAGAGUUGAACAGCGAGCUUUUGGAGAAGUACGCUCUCUGCACAAGCAGUGAAGAAGUGAUCGCGGCACAGGAAGAGUACCUGAAGAAAGCCUGGCAAGAGAAAUUAGAUAGGCUUGCACUUCCUGAUUUUCCCGAAAGCGAUACGGAAUCCGAAGAGGAGAAGGAAGAGAAAGAUGGGAAUGCGGUAUCAAAAAUGACAGAGAAAUUAUACGAUAUAAAAAUAUAGAGUAUAGUUAUUAAAAAUAAUUGAAUUUUUAAUAAAGUUCUUGAAUUUCGAAUUUCCAAAGAAUCAUAGUAUCACGUUUUAGAAAUAUAUAAUAAAUAUAUAACAUUAAUUUCUAGGGUUGGGUAAAUCAUAUUAAUAUAUUCUUUUAAUAUUUUUAAUUAAUUAAAAUUAAAGGUAAUUUAAUUUAAUUUACUUUGUUAAAAGUUGCACUUGUAAGAUUAAAUUAAAUUAAAAAUUAAUUUUAAAAAAGGAUUAUUUAUAUAUAGAACAUGACAAUUUUUUAAAAUUAAAUUGCUCUAACAAAGCAGUCAAUCAUUGAAUAGAUUUAAUAUUUUAUUUGUAAAUUAAGUUUAUAUGAAAUAACAAAGAAAUAUUGUUUUUAUAUAAGAAUGUAUUUUUUGUUUCUAAAGUUUAUGUAUUCUAAAAAUAAUUAAAGUAAAAAAUUAUCAAGUUAGAAGUUAUAAACUUUUUAACUAAUUACUCAACUCUGUAAAUUCUUAAGACUAAAAGAAAAAAUAUAUGUAUCUUGUCAAUAUGGAUAAUAGACCUAUUUUUUACAG